Linum trigynum is the source of this 1788-nucleotide messenger RNA. The record is from the annotation of a GenBank genome assembly. Lineage: Eukaryota; Viridiplantae; Streptophyta; Magnoliopsida; Malpighiales; Linaceae.
ACUAGCCAUACAAAUGGUAAAAGAAAUGAAACAAACCCCAUAUGUUACGAACACAAACAAGUCUGUUACUCCAUUUACAACAGUCGUUUGAUUUACCUUAUGUAGCAUUGGUUAAUUAAACAACAACGUAUAGUAAGAUAAACACUAUACUAUGGCAGUAUGACUGCAUGUAGGGGUGGAGGUCGGUCGGUUCGGUUAUAACCGAGCCACCCUUCCCACUACUGAGCACCGACCGAGCCACCCUUGCCGGUUAGCCAACCACCGACCGGUCAGUUACCGAUUAGUUGGUCGAUUAGCCGAUAAAACCGACAAUUGUCUAGCAAGGUCGCUGAAGGAAGAGUCGGCCAGUUUGUGGGGCACCGGCGAGGUCGCGGGCCGCCUACGAUGUCGUGGGGAGGCGGCGCGGUCGCUGGUGCAGGCGAGAGCAAGGGUUGAAGGCGAUGGUGAGUUGGCGACCGUUGGGGACAUGGGAAGAAGAGGAUAUGGGAAGAAGAGGAAGGGGAGGGGAAAUGACGGAGUCAGAGGAAGGGCAGGGGAGGGGAGGAGACGGUGACCACCGGGCGGAACUAGGUGAAGGACCGUUCGACGAGGGUGGAUGCGGCCAGGUGAGAGGGGAGACAACGAGUGGGGUUAGGAGACGAGUAGGGUUAGGUUUUCGCUUGGGGUUAGGACUUGGGUGGAUUCUGGGAAUGGAGAAGCGGGGUCGUUUUGGGGAAGCAGAAGUGAAGCGGGGUCAUUUUGGGAUGGAGGCGGAGCUGCGUCAUUUGUGGUGUGAAGCUCAAAAGCGGGCCAGUUAACCUUAGUUAACCACGUAACCAGUUUCUGGUUACUCGAUUAACCAUGGCACCACUCACGCCUUCUCAAACACCGACCGUGACAUGUUAAGGGGCUAUCUUCGGUUAGCCGAAAACCGACGGUUUCGAUUAAAACCGCCUGUUAACCGCUAACCGGUAACCGCCCAUCCACCCAUAGCUGCAUGCAUUUUUCCUUUCAAUGGCCUAUGCAGUUGUCAUUUCCAUUUAGAUUGUUGACGACAUUGUAGUAGAGGCAAGAUUGCCUAUCAUCGAACUUGGAGACGACUUGAUGGGCAGAGAGUCCACAUGAUUGCUUAUCGAACAAUGUAGAUGUUGCGGAUCUUCUUAAACAUUAUAUCUCCAUUGAUGACCGGCUGUGCCAGAUAAUCCUUGAGAGGCAUCCACUGCAAAGUUCAGGGUUCGAGAUGAAGUAGUGAAGAGUUUGAGAAAGUGGGUUUGGGGAUUUUGCAAGUGAUCACUCUGGCUGCUUGAAUCUCAUCGUCGUCUGUUAUGAUAUGAGGUGAUAAGGGUUCCAGCAUGCAUGUGAAGAAGAGAUUGGAAUUCUGGAAUGCAAAGUUAAGAGCAUGCCUGCAAAUUUGAAGAUUACCAGGGACAUCUCAAUGUCAAUGCCCAUGAAGUUGGUUUCCUGGAGCAUGUUAACACAUGAAUAGUCACUCCACUUUGGAGCUUUCUACUUCAGUGGCCGUAUUAACACAGUUUAAUAACAACAGGGAGUUUUUGGUACCUGAAUGCCAUCACUUCCACAAAUGCAAUGUCGAUCUGCAGAAAAAUAAACCAAAGGAAGAGACCGUGUUUGAAAUUAAACAAUGGAUGAUCACAAGCAAUUAAGUUCUCUUUGAAGCUAGAGAAGGAAGGUGAUAAAGAGGGUUAUUGAAUUGGGGAAGGCAUCAUGGUGUUACCCCAGUUUCUUCAUGACUUCUCUUAUGCCAUCUGAGUAAAUUUCCUUCGUCUCAGAUAAAUUAAAACCAGUUUU